Messenger RNA from Didymodactylos carnosus, 1554 nucleotides. NCBI's taxonomy places the organism in Eukaryota, Metazoa, Rotifera, Eurotatoria, Philodinida, Philodinidae. The record is from the annotation of a GenBank genome assembly.
AUGGCAAUGUCAAGGCCACCAAAUGAUUAUCCACUACGAAUUCUAGUACCAAGUGAAUGUGUGGGUGCCAUCAUUGGAAAAGGUGGUGCUCAGAUUAAACAAAUUAAACAGCAGACUCAUGCAAAAGUUGAUGUUAAUAAAACAGAAUCAAAUUCAAAUUCAACGCCUAAUCAAGAACGUGUUAUUAUCAUUCGAGGCCAACAAGACCAUUGCGUUCAAGCCUGUUAUGAAAUAUUGAAAAUCAUGUAUGAUGAUGCACAAAUUAAAAAUAGAUCAACUGAGAUUGUUUUAAAAAUAAUAGCUCAUAAUAAUUAUAUUGGUAGAAUAAUUGGAAAAGGAGGAAAUAUUAUUAACAAUAUUAAAAAAGAUACUGAUUGUAUCGUCACAGUAUCAAGUGUUAGCGACGUAACGCCUUAUAAUUGUGAACGGAUUAUUACCAUAAAAGGUGAAUUAGAUAAUGAAAUAAAAGCAUUAGAAAUUAUUUACAGCAAAUUAUGUAUGGCACACGAUAAUGAUUAUACAAAACCAUGGUCAAAUAGUGCACGUGGUCAGCCCCAAUUAAUGAUGAUGGGAUCACCUCAUCAUCCUUCAAAUAUUGUUCUUCAAGCUGCUCAACUACCACUACCUCCAACGGUAGCACAUCAACAACAAAUGUUAUCAACAAAUUUUACAAAUUCGAUGGUAUCAAAAUUAAAUCAACAAUCAAAUUUUUUAAAUCCUUAUUAUCCUUCUCCAUUGUAUCAACCUCCUGGUGGUCUUUAUAUGUUUCCUUCAAUGAAUUUGAGUGGUAAUAAUGGAACGUAUGGUAAUAUGGCUAAUAGUAACUAUCCACAAAUGUCAAAUCCAGUUAUCAAUGAAACAGUCAAUUUGUACGUGCCGAAUACAGUUGUUGGAGCAAUUAUCGGAACAAAAGGUCUAUUUAUUAAAAGCAUAAUUAAAUAUUCAAAUGCGUCUGUCAAAAUUGCUCCUAUAAGUCCCGAUGAAGAUCAAAAUAAAGUAAUUGAUCGUCAAGUUACUAUCACAGGAACACCAGAAGCACAAUGGAAGGCUCAAUAUUAUAUUUAUGAUAAAAUUCGACAAGAAGGUUAUGCUGGCAAUGACGAUGUGAAACUACGUGCUGAAAUUUUUGUUCCAACCUCAAUUAUUGGACGUUUGAUUGGAAAAGGAGGACAAAAUGUUCGCGAAUUACAACGGCAAACUGGUUCGGUUAUUAAAUUACCCGAUGAUUCACAACAAACAGCAGCAAAUGAAGUUCCGGUGAAAAUUAUCGGUCCAUUUCAAGCUAGUCAAUUUGCUCAACGUCGUAUACAAUCGUUAGUACAAAUGUCAGUAAAUCGUUCGGAAUCUUCUUCGUCAUUAACAAAUACAAAUGUAACUAACUUAAACAAUGAUGUCUCACAUACAAAUAAUGACAAUACAAAUGAUAAUGAUUCUUCUACCAUCGAUAAUAAUCACGUAUUGACAUCAUCCAUGAACGAUAUUACUCUCGAAAAUAAUCUUCACAAUACUGUUGAGACAGAACAAAAUCAGGAUAAUGAAACAUCUACAUCCUAG